Molecule: messenger RNA, 798 nt
Organism: Debaryomyces fabryi
Lineage: Eukaryota; Fungi; Ascomycota; Pichiomycetes; Serinales; Debaryomycetaceae
Gene: THG1
Product: tRNA guanylyltransferase
Exons: 1
Coding region: 1-798 (265 amino acids)
Biological process (GO): tRNA modification
Molecular function (GO): magnesium ion binding; tRNA guanylyltransferase activity
Source: RefSeq, a predicted model, not a curated record
AUGGCCAAGUCGAGGUUUGAAUAUGUCAAACAGUUUGAAAGAGAAAACUUUCUAUUACCAGAUACUUAUUUAAUAGUCCGAGUUGAUGGGAAGGGGUUUCACAAAUUUAGUGAAGAAUAUGAGUUUUCCAAGCCCAAUGAUAUCAGAGCCUUGAAGGUGAUGAAUAAGGCAGCUCAAAAUUUAAUGGGUCAAUUCCCGGAUAUAAUGAUGGCAUAUGGGGAUUCAGAUGAGUAUUCAUUUCUUCUACGUAAAAAAUGCAGCUUGUUUGAAAGGAGGGAAAUGAAGUUGGUCUCGACAUUUGCAUCAUUUAUUUCGGUAAACUACCUACAUGAAUGGAAUCUUGAAUUUCCUGAGAAGCCAAUAAAGUUGGAACGAUUACCCACUUUUGAUGCUAGAGUCGUGGUAUAUCCUACAACCCAACAUAUACGAGACUAUUUCAGUUGGAGACAAGUGGAUUGUCAUAUAAAUAAUUUAUAUAAUACAACGUUUUGGACAUUGGUGAUUAAAGGUGGGAUGACGGGGAAAGAGGCAGAAAACAGAUUAUUGGGGACUGUUUCGAGUGACAAGAAUGAAAUAUUGUUCAAGGAGUUUGGCAUUAAUUACAAUAAUGAAUCGGAGAUUUUCAAAAAAGGAACGAUACUUGUUCGGGAAUACGACUACACAAGAGAGGGAGAUGAUUUGAGCAAGCGUCAGCAACAGAGAGUUGAGAAACAACGUAAGAAGGCACUGAUAGAAGAAUAUCACCUUGAUAUAAUUGGUGAUACCUUCUGGAACGAAAGGCCGUGGCUCUUGGAAUAA